AAAAGAAUGUCAAAACGGCCGCCUAUUCCAAAAUUUACAGAUUUCGAAUAAACUCCCACAAAAUGCAUAUCAUUAUUUGAAGAAAUUAGCCAUUAAAUUGGCAAAAUGAAUUUGAGCAUUGAGAUUGAAAAGCAAUGCAUUUAAAUACUUUAAUCCUUAAAAAUACCUAACUCAUCUUAGUAUGCAUAAGCAGUAAUUCAUUGUGCAAUGAAAUAAUUGAAUCUUGAACCAUUUAUCUGUAACUAAAAGAUUCAAUAUUUGUCUUCUGUAAUAGAGACUCAACUCAAAAACAACUUAGUUAAUUUAUGUAAGAGGCUUAAAAUGGAUAAUCGAGCUACAAAAGCUUGUUAGAUUAUGUUGAAUACAAUCAUAAAAUUAGUAAACAAAUUACCAAAACAAAUACAAAAUGCUUUAGCAAUUAAAUUAACUUCUGACAUAAUUUAUCGAUAGUAUGGAGGUAUAAAAUUAGUCAUCAUAUCGAAACAUGCAUAGAUAUCAGAUGAUUAGUUAAAGAGUUGUUUUAAUCGAAUAAAACCAUUUAACAAGACUAUACUUGAAAAUUACUUCAACUAUUUUAGUUUGAGAAAACAAUAAUGAAUUAAUUUACUUUUAUUAUUCUGUAU
This is a messenger RNA of Paramecium sonneborni, 623 nucleotides long. NCBI's taxonomy places the organism in Eukaryota, Ciliophora, Oligohymenophorea, Peniculida, Parameciidae. The record is from the annotation of a GenBank genome assembly.